AUGACAAAUCAUAUACUUAAUAUCUGUGGUAAAAUUUUAGCUGAAAAUAAAGUAUUUUAUUCACAAAUAAUUAAAAAUAAAUCUGAACAAGUUAUUGAGAUUUCUACUUAUAAACUAGUUUUAAUAACUGACUAUUUUGAUAAAGCAACUAUAUCAUUAGAAAAAAACUUAUAUUCAAGUUAUGAUUCACUAUCAAGAUAUAUAUUAUCAAAUAGAAUAAUUCAAACAGAAUAUGCAUGGGUAUUAGUAGAAAUAAUUGAUCAAAUUAAAAAUUUAUGUGAUUUAACUCUUUCACUUGAUGGAUGGACUGAU
Scutellospora calospora is the source of this 312-nucleotide messenger RNA. Lineage: Eukaryota; Fungi; Glomeromycota; Glomeromycetes; Diversisporales; Gigasporaceae. The record is from the annotation of a GenBank genome assembly.